AUGAGUGAUGUUGAGAGAGGCAAGAAGAUUUUUGUUCAGAAGUGUGCCCAGUGCCACACCAUGGAAAAGGGAGGCAAGCACAAGACUGGCCCAGAUCUCCAUGGUCUAUUUGAGCAGAAGACAGGUCAGGCCCCUGGAUUCUCUUACACAGAUGCCAGCAAGAACAAAGGCAUUAUCUGGGGAGAGAAUACACUGAUAGAGUAUUUGGAGAAUCCCAAGAAGUACAUCCCUGGAACAAAAAUGAUCUUUGUUGGCAUUAAAAAGAAGUCAGGAAGAGCAGAGUUGAUAGCUUAUCUUUAAAACCUACUAAUGAGUAACAGGUGGGGCCACUGCCUUAUUUAUGACAGAACAGAAAUGUCUUGCCUUUUUUACGUGUACCAUAUUUUAAUU
Messenger RNA from Tupaia belangeri chinensis (Chinese tree shrew), 390 nucleotides. RefSeq names its product cytochrome c-like. Gene Ontology annotation, molecular function: heme binding; electron transfer activity. NCBI's taxonomy places the organism in Eukaryota, Metazoa, Chordata, Mammalia, Scandentia, Tupaiidae. Bases 1 to 300 code for a protein of 99 amino acids. The transcript has a single exon. The record is from RefSeq and is a predicted model, not a curated record.